AUGCCGACGAUUGCCGCCGACACCGAUUUCCCCAAGUUGCUCGACACCCCCGCGAAGCAGGUCAAAUGGGCAAAGAAGCUGGUCGCCGAGCAUCUGAAAAGUCCUGCGAAGCGCAUCGACAAGCCUCCUAUGCAGGGAAUGUUCAGCAGGACCCUGUUCGUUACCCUCGCUGAUGGCCGUGCGGUAGUUGUGCAAUUUCGUACCGAACCGCUUGACAUCAACGCGUUCAAGAUCGCCAAGGCGGCGCUAGGCUCAUUUGUCCCGGAUGUUGAAGCUCUCGGCAAUGAAGAGUUAGAGAGCGCGCGGGCCUGGGCUUACUUCCUAACCCUCAUGCCCGGCAUGAUAUGGCUGCGCGGAGUCGCCGGGAAGGGAGCCGAAGGGCGUAUUGCCGUCAACAAGUCAUUGGGCCGCGUCUUUUCAAAGGGCUUUCUCGCCGACAACAGCUGUGAAGCUGUCGAAACCAAGCUUCGACCGCACCUGGACGCCAUCUUGGCGUCGCCGUUGGAAGAUAUCCUCCCCUACAAAGCGACUUUGGAGAGCUUCGCCAAGAGGCUUGAUGAGUUUGCCCAGCUCCCGCUGUGGGUUGCCCAUUACGAUCUUAACGAGGUGAACGUGCUCAUCGACGAGAAAUGCGAGGUUACCGCCUUGAUCGACUGGGAACUAUCCAGCCCGCUGCCUUUCGGGGCCGGCUUCGGCCGCAUCCACACCAUUGCCGGCGAAUACACCGGAGGCGAGUUCUGGAUGCCGGAUGAAUUCGAGGUUGCGGAAAGGGGUUUUUGGACGGAGCUGUUCGACGGAAUGCCGGAACAAAUUCGAACGAUGCUGGAAAAACGCAUCGACCUGGUCCAGGAUGUUAUUAUACUUGCGACCUUGCUAAGCUGCUUUUUCUUUGAGGAUGGGAAGGUCGGCGUUGGCGAAGUUACCUUAAAGGCACUCCCGAAAUUUAUGACCUAUCGAAUCCCUUUUAUCCGAGGGCAGGAGCAGCCGUAUAGAGAAUAA
Molecule: messenger RNA, 999 nt
Organism: Hirsutella rhossiliensis
Lineage: Eukaryota; Fungi; Ascomycota; Sordariomycetes; Hypocreales; Ophiocordycipitaceae
Exons: 1
Coding region: 1-999 (332 amino acids)
Source: RefSeq, a predicted model, not a curated record